UCGUACUCGCGGCCGCCGAUGGAGCCUGCCGAAGUCGAGUUCUUGGCCGAGCAGGAGCUGGUCACCAUCAUCCCCAACUUCAGCCUGGACCGCAUUUACCUCAUCGGGGGUGACUUGGGUCCCUUUAAUCCUGGACUGCCUGUGCAAGUUCCUCUGUGGCUGGCGAUCAACCUAAAGCAGAGGCAGAAGUGUCGACUCAUAGCUCCAGAGUGGAUGGAUGUGGAAAAGCUGGAACAAAUCCGGGACCAGGAACGCAAAGAAGACACUUUCACCCCGAUGCCAAGCCCUUACUAUAUGGAAUUAACCAAGCUACUGCUAAACUAUGCUGUAGACAAUAUUCCAAAGGCAGAUGAAAUACGAACAUUGGUUAAGGAUACCUGGGAUACUCGAAUAGCAAAACUCCGGUUGUCUGCGGAUAGCUUUGUCAAGCAGCAGGAAGCCCAUGCCAGGCUGGAUAAUCUGACUCUGAUGGAGAUCAACACCACUGGGGCUUUCCUUACUCAAGCCUUAGAUCACAUGUACAAGCUACGUACAAAUCUCCAGCCUGGAGAGAGUACCCAGUCCCAGGACUUUUGACAGCUGAAAUCCUCUGUGAAAUGGAGGCCAGGCAUUUGAGUACUUUUCUGAACCUUAAAGAAACCACCUCUUUAACACUAUAAGGGUAUUUUGAAACCAAGAAUGGAAUGCUAGAGAAGAUUUCCAUGUAAUUCCAUCCUUGAUGGCGUCGACUUGUGG
Messenger RNA from Euleptes europaea (tarantolino), 735 nucleotides. It is a transcript of the gene GINS2, whose product is annotated as GINS complex subunit 2. The coding region runs from base 19 to 576 and encodes 185 amino acids. Gene Ontology annotation, cellular component: nucleus; GINS complex. Gene Ontology annotation, biological process: DNA replication; double-strand break repair via break-induced replication. Lineage: Eukaryota; Metazoa; Chordata; Lepidosauria; Squamata; Sphaerodactylidae. The record is from RefSeq and is a predicted model, not a curated record. The transcript is spliced from 5 exons.